Molecule: messenger RNA, 834 nt
Organism: Etheostoma cragini (Arkansas darter)
Lineage: Eukaryota; Metazoa; Chordata; Actinopteri; Perciformes; Percidae
Gene: trappc4
Product: trafficking protein particle complex 4
Exons: 5
Coding region: 76-735 (219 amino acids)
Biological process (GO): endoplasmic reticulum to Golgi vesicle-mediated transport
Cellular component (GO): TRAPP complex
Source: RefSeq, a predicted model, not a curated record
CGGAUUUUUAAUGUCGUAAUUUUGACACGUUCAGGUCACGUGACACGUUUGUCAGCUGGGCAGGACGUUACCAAGAUGGUGAUCUUUAGUGUGUAUGUGGUGAACAAGGCUGGAGGUUUAAUUUACCAAUAUGACAAUUAUGUCCCCAGAGCGGAGGCCGAGAAAACAUUUAGCUAUCCUUUAGAUUUAGUGCUGAAGCACCACGAUGAAAAGGUCGUCGUAUCGUUUGGACAACGGGACGGAAUUAGAGUGGGCCAUGCAGUACUGUCCAUCAAUGGAGUUGAUGUGCUUGGCAAAAACACAGCAGACGGAAAGGACACCCUUGAAUAUUUAAAGGACCCAUCAAAUUACCCAGUGUCUAUUCGCUUUGGACGGGCACGCCUGAGCUCCAAUGAGAAGCUGAUGCUGGCAUCCAUGUUCCACUCGUUGUUUGCUAUAGGUUCACAGCUGUCUCCUGAAGUUGGCAGUUCGGGGAUUGAGAUGCUAGAAACAGACGUCUUCAAACUUCACUGCUUCCAGACUCUCACAGGGAUAAAGUUCAUUGUGCUGGCGGACCCUCGACAAUCUGGUAUCGAUGCCCUAUUGAGGAAGAUUUAUGAGAUCUAUUCAGAUUUUGCCCUCAAGAACCCGUUUUAUUCUCUGGAAAUGCCAAUCAGGUGUGAACUGUUCGACCAGAAUCUGAAGGGUGCACUGGAGAUUGCUGAGAAAGCUGGCAACUUUGGAGCUGGGUCUUGAGCUAGAGAAGACUAGAUAGAAGGUGCUAUGAUUUCUAACCACAACAGAUUCACAGAUUUCAAAUGAAGGUGGUCUAAGUUUAGUUGAUGGUGGUGGGGG